CUUUUCAAACUGGCUGGACUUAUGGUUUCCACCUGGUUAACAGAUGAAAACAAAUCACAUAGACGCAAGGAUGGACUUUUCGUAUUUUCCCAUUACCUUUUUACCUUAGCAACUGCAUAGCAACACCCUGGCAACCACCUGUAACAGUCUAGUGUCAAAUUUUGCACAGGCCCUCAGCUUUUCCUCAGAAAAUCUGUUAUGUGUAUUGCACUUUAUUUUACUUGAUUCUUUCAUUUACUUCCUACACAUGUAGUGCGAUGUGCAAAUGAAGAGGAAUGCAAAUGCGGGCCUGAUUUUCUCCCCAAACCUGCUCAGUGAGCGUCUCACCCUCAUCCAGUCAGACCGGAGAAACAGAAACACACUCACACACUCACAGCUGGAACAUUUACACCGACUCUGUCCCAGGUGCGCGUGGAGUACAUUAGGCUCAACUUUAUUUUAUUUUUACAUUCUGAAUUUACACCCUCAGAAUGAGUGCUCGUCUAUGGACAGAGGAGCAGUUUAACUGCCCCGUCUGUCUGGAUCUGCCCUCUGACCCUGUGACCAUCCCAUGUGGCCACAGUUACUGCAUGGCCUGCAUCGCAGAUUACUGGGACAAUGAAGGCAGGAAAAAUGGCACCUACAGCUGCCCAGAAUGCCGGCAGACCUUCAACCCUCGUCCCACUCUCUGCAGGAACACCAUGCUGGCCGAAGCCGUGGAGCAGCUCCGCCGAGGGGCCCUCAGCUCCGCUGGGCGAGAGUCCAUCAAGAGCGCCCGGAGCGCAGCGUCCUCUGCGUCUGAGCGUGCGCGCACACGGAGCAAAGGGGCAUCGAAAAAGCUGCCAGGUUCGGCGGUGCCCUGUGACCGCUGCCCUGAUCCCAGAGCGGCCGUAAAGACGUGUUUGGUGUGCAUGGCAUCGUUCUGUGAGACUCACCUGAAGCCUCAUAACAUGCAGGAGACGCUGAAGAACCACGAGCUGAUCGCGCCCACCAGUGACCUGAGCCAGAAAAUCUGCCCCGAGCACAAGUACCUGCAGGAGUUCUUCUGCCGCUCCUGUCAGAUGUACGUGUGCUGGCUGUGCACCAGCAACCAGCACAAGGGCCACGAGAGCGUCUCCACACAGGCUGAGAGAAAUGAGAAGCAGAAAGAGCUGGGUGCAGUUCUGUCUGAGAACCAUCAGCGACUCCAGGACAGAGAGAGAGAACUGAAAGACAUGAAGAAAGUCUUAGACACACUCACGAGGUCCUCAGAAACGGUGCGGGACGAGGCGGACGUGGUCCUGUCUGAACUCCAGGAGUCAGUGCAGCGGAUGCUGGAGCUGCUGCAGGACGUGAUGGUCUCCACUGCGCAGGAGAAACUCAACGAGGCUCAGGAAGUGGUGACCAAACUGGAGGCCGAAGUCAAACAGCUGAAGAAAAAAGAUAAAAAAUUGAAAGAGCUCAUCAACUGCCAGGACAAUAUCCACUUCCUGAAGACGCAUCAGUCUCUGUGCUGCCCGCUGGAAGGGGGAGAUCUGGGAGCUGUAACCGUGAACCCUGAAGCCACGUUUGAUCCUGUCAGGAGCGUCGUCGUCCAGCUGAGGGAGAAAGUGGAGGAGAUGUGUGACCAGGAGCUGGACAAGAUCAACAAGACGGUGUACAACACCACAGCGUUCACCGUAGCGGACCGCAACGGACAGAAAACAGGAGGCAUAAUGAAACUGUUUUCUGGAAAAGGAGCCAGAACCACUCGUGCACAAGGACCCCCACCACUGCCUUCAGUAAGCACACGAGGAACAGUGAACACGCGUACACAAGCUGUCAGAAGCAAUGAGCCCAGAGUUAACAGAGUUGUUACAAACUCCCCAAGACAAGCCAGAUCCCCGAGAGAGGAGAAAGAUGACACUGACAGGAGUCGCAGUUCCUUGAGACCAAGAGAAACACAAAGGAGAGAGGAAAGAGAAAACAAUAAUGCAGACACCUGGAGUUUAAGUUCAGUGAGAUCAAGAGGGAGACCGAGUGGAGAAGACAGAGAUCAGGAAAGAGAAAAUCAGGCCUCUCAAAGACGUCAAAGCACACAGAGCAGAAACACACGUGAUGAAGAACCAGCGGACCGCUGGAGUUUGAGUUCAAUAAGGCCGAGACUGAGGAGAGAGGACAGAGAACAAGUCAACGGAGAAGCUCCGAGUCCCUCACAGCAGAGGUCAAACGCUGUGGACAGACAGCAGCCGGCCAGACAAUCGGACAGAUGGAGUCUGAGCUCUCUCUUGCCCAGAAACAGGAAGAAAAGACAGGACACAGUGAAAGAGGCCACACCCACUAUCCAGGAGGCGGAGUCAGUGAGACCUCGUAGCCUCUCCCGUGCCAGUGCCUGGGGAGAGCCAACAGAAGUGAUUCCUGGGCUGUUCCUGGACUCACCUACUGACAGUCCAGUGGUCAAUCCUGCUUUUCCCACACUGAGAGAAAUUAACAUUGACAGUAUUCAGGCCCCAGAGCCCAGAAGCAGAGACGAGUUCCUGCAAUAUGCUUGUGAUUUGACCCUGGAUCCAAACACAGCCCAUCGGCGUCUGGUCUUGUCUGAUGGAGACACCGUGGCCACCCUUCAGCAGACGUCUCAGCCGUACCCCGACCUCCCUCAGCGCUUCGACGGCUGGACGCAGGUGCUCUGUCUCCAGCCCCUCUCCUCUGACCGCUGCUACUGGGAGGUGGAGUGGAGGGGGCGUGGCUCUUCUCUGGGUGUGGUCGGUGGUUCCAUGUCCCGCAAAGGGGCAGAUUCAGGGGCGGGGGUUGGGUAUAACAGCCAAUCGUGGAGCUUGGAGCUGUCAGACAUGUGCUGCGCAGCCAUGCACGCCAAUCAGAAGGUGGAGAUCCCCGUGACCUACAGCCCUCGAGUCGGGGUGUUUCUGGACAGGACCGCAGGGACUCUGACUUUCUAUAGUGUGGAUGAUGAGUUGGUUCCUCUCCAUGCUUUUCAAGGGUCGUUCCCACCACCGCUGUACGCUGCGUUCGGGGUGGGCUGUGGGGUCGGCGUGGGGCUGGAUUUUGCCAUGGGGCAGUUCAGCUCCACGUCAGACAGCAUUAAAAUCUGUCCCUUGUGAACUGAGCGAAUCUCACAAAAAUAAUAUGCAGGUCAUAUUUCACCCCAAAAUCAAAAGAAAAAAGAAUGAAUUAUAUUUUGCAAGAAAAUGAAGCCUAUUGGCAAGACCAAAAUUAUUUUUCAUAAAGAUUCAGUACUUUCCCCUCCAAAUUUAUAUUACCAUAAUGUUUCUAUAGUAACAUUUUUGUACAAUUAUGAUUUUCAUUUCUGCAAUACAGCCAUGUUAAUCAUACUGUCUAGACAUUUAAAUAUGCAAAAAUAAAAUAAAUAUUUUAUUCAUAUAACAGUAAUAAAUUAUAUAUAUAUAUUUUUUAACUAUAGUAAUGAGAAGCGAGAUAUAAUGAUUAUUAAUUGUCAUAAAAAUCUUUUUUUAUAUUUUUAUUUCCCCAUCGAACAUGUUUUUCCUACACUUUUUUGGGACCAGGAUUGAAUGGUUAUGGCAAAAAAUUACUAAUAUAAAUUAUUAAAAUAAUUAUUAUAUUAAAAUAUGUAAUUAUACUGUACAUAAAAAUAAUUGUUCUACCAAUAGGCUUCAAUUAAAAAAAAAAAAAAAAAGCACAUUUUCAAUUUCAUAGCUUAUAGCUCAACAUUUGUUUGUAAUUCUCAUUAUUCAAUUAUGAUUUUAAUUUUGGAAGUACAGCAAGAUUUGUAAAUCUGCAAAAAUCAAAUGUUUUAUUUAUGGUAAUAAGAAUGAUAAUGUUACAAUACAUAAAAAAAAACAACUUGUGGCUUUAAUUCUGAAGAUGUGUUUAAUUUAUGCAAAAUGUAAUUUAUUUUUCUCUUCUAGACAUGUUUAUCCACCCUUUUAGAGAAUAAAAAUUGUAUGGUUAUGGCAAAUAAUUAUUAACAUAAAAUAAUUAUUAAUGUAAAGCAAAAUAACUUAUGCAUAAGGGAAAUUAUUUGUACUGUCACUAUAAUAUACCAAAAAUGUUUGUAAACCUAAAAUGAACUUGAAUAAAAAGCUGUGUAUAGAUAUCAAACUUCUCAGGAUGAAAUGACAGGAACACCGACAUUGAAUUUGUUCGUUUUAUUAUAAAAAAAAAAAAACACAACAUAAUGAUACUAAUACAGGGUUCUGACAGCUAAACACAGGAGAACACACCGAGGCUGUGGUUACUAUGUCAAAAGCACAAAAGAAAUCACCUGGUGCUUGAUGUCACAACUUGUGGCAUCAUCUUCAAGCAUUGACCUUUGACCUCAUUGGCAGCAGAGAGCUUGAUGACAUCAACAGCAGGAUGUAAAUAAGGACACUUUGAUACAGAAAUCAAAUCAUGCGUUUAGUACCAUACACUUCAGCUGGGAUUAGAGAUAAAGCUAGUGAUGUAUAGAUGCAGCAAGCAUGCUGGUAUUAUUCUGAAGGAGUUGUACGAUGUGAUUGAUUUGACCAACUUUCGAUUUUGUUCUUGGCAUAGCUGACAAAAGCUUAUUAAAAUGUCUUUCCUGUAACAGUUUUUGAACCAAACGGUUUUCCUUGUGCUGUCAUCAUGUCAUUUAUUAGAAAGCACAAAAGGUCAGUUUACCACAAAAACAAACACGUUCACAUACGUUUUAGCUUAUAAAAUGACAAUUCAGGCAAGAAAGACAAAUAAUUUUGGUUUAAACCCAAAAAGCUCUUUGAAUCUUGAGUCCCUUCUCAAACUCCACCAAAAACAUGAAAUAUAUUAAAAUCUCAUUCCUAGCUGAAUGGUUAGUAAAGAAUAUUAGCUAUCUCUCCGGUUAAAUGUAUUAACGUACUCUAGUCUUACCUUACGGUUAGAUAACACAUGUAAUGCCUAUUUACUAAAACACACACAAUUCUAGUGGGUUAAAAAUGAAAAGUGCAUAAAAUGAGGAAAGUAGGGAAAUAAGUGAAGAUGGUGUCACUAAGGAAUUCAUUCUGGGGUCAAAGUGUCAAGACCACGUAAUACAGUGGUUGACAUCUUUAGGGCUUCUUCAGAAAGGUUUCUGUAUUCACUAGAAAUACAAUUUGUAUGCUUUAUAUUUAAGGGGUAGAAUGAGAAC
Molecule: messenger RNA, 5056 nt
Organism: Onychostoma macrolepis
Lineage: Eukaryota; Metazoa; Chordata; Actinopteri; Cypriniformes; Cyprinidae
Gene: trim25l
Product: tripartite motif containing 25, like
Exons: 20
Coding region: 471-3056 (861 amino acids)
Molecular function (GO): zinc ion binding; protein binding
Source: RefSeq, a predicted model, not a curated record